Nakaseomyces glabratus is the source of this 921-nucleotide messenger RNA. RefSeq lists its product as uncharacterized. Gene Ontology annotation, biological process: mitochondrial L-ornithine transmembrane transport. NCBI's taxonomy places the organism in Eukaryota, Fungi, Ascomycota, Saccharomycetes, Saccharomycetales, Saccharomycetaceae. Gene Ontology annotation, molecular function: L-ornithine transmembrane transporter activity. The record is from RefSeq and is a predicted model, not a curated record.
AUGGUUUCUGAAGAGACGUAUUCCCGGGUGAUGGGCUUUGUAGCCGGGAUGUUCUCCGGUGUUGCUAAGAACACGGUGGGACAUCCUUUCGAUACAGUGAAAGUGCGUCUGCAGACGUCGCAAGUCGGCAGUGGUGCUGGUAUACAGUUCAAAGGUCCACUGGAUUGCGUCUACAAGACAUUGAAGAACCAAGGUAUACGUGGGCUGUAUUUGGGGUUCACCCCACCGCUCUUCGGUUGGAUCAUGAUGGAUAGUGCGUUACUGGGAUCGUUACACAAUUACAGAAUGCUGCUACACAAAUAUGUAUACCCGGAGCACGAUAAGCUUCCUCUCUCUGGGUGUAUAAUCAGUGGUGUGAUGGCUGGUUGGACAGUUAGUUUUAUCGCUGCACCCGUAGAGCUCGCCAAGGCUAAAUUGCAGGUGCAAUAUGAUGCAAAGACAACCAAGUACACGGGUCCCAUCGAUGUGGUACAGAAGGUGUUCAAGCAAGGUAUGGCUACAAACGGGAUACUUGGCGGUGUGAGAAGCUUGUACAAGGGUUUGAUCAGCACAUUGAUCUUCAGGUCGAACUUUGUGUUCUGGUGGGGGUCCUAUGAACUAAUAACACAGUGGUUCCAAAAGAAUACUAAUCUUAGUGCGCCGGCUAUUAACUUCUGGGCUGGUGGUUUAAGUGCUUCGUUUGGGUUUUGGACCAGUGCAUACCCAAGUGAUGUGGUAAAACAAGUCGUGCUAUGUAAUGACAAGUAUGACGGAAGCUUUAAAUCAUGGAGAACCGCAGUUAGCGAUAUAUACAGACAAAGAGGUAUCCACGGUUUCUUCAAGGGUUUCCUACCAAGUUUCCUGAGAUCGUUCCCAGCAAAUGCUGCCGCGCUGGCUGCAUUCGAAUUUGUGCUAAGAACUAGUGGUGCCAAACCAUCGUAG